AUGCUUGCCGGCGGCGGAAGGCGGAACCAGACGAGAGCCCGACUUAGAUGUUCUUAUUGCCAAAGGUCCUUCGCACGCGCCGAACAUCUGACCAGGCACGAGCGUUCCCGCAAGCAUCCCCAAUAUCCUCAGGAUUUCAGCUGCCCUCUUAUGCUGACUUCGCACCCAGACCGAAACGAAAAGCCCUUCAAGUGCAGCCAUUGCGAAAGUACAUUUUCCCGUAAAGAUGUCAUCAAACGUCAUCACCUACGCUACCAUUCUGCCUUGCCUAGAGUCGACUCAAUAAUGAAUCUAGCACUACCGGUAGAUGCUCCCGUGGGUACAGCUGCACCCGCCGUGGAAGAAACCUCUCUCCCAGCACAGCCAGAGGAUCAGUCGGCACAAGAGGUGCCGGAGACAACCAGUACCGUGCACAUGGAGGCCUUUCCAGAUGACUCUGCUGUGCUCCAUUUCAUGUCUCAGCCGUCCAUAAGCUCCAUUGACCAAAUCGACUUCUUUCUUGGCGGCGGGGAUUUUCCAUUCUCAACCGACGACACACUACUCGGAGGUUGGAGAGGAUCCUGUGAGAUCUCCACCGAUAAGCGUCAAGAGCUGGAAAAAGAAGUUCAAGCCGCGUUUGCUCAGAGCAACGAGAUGGACAGCCUCAGACUCCCUUCGUGCCUCGCGUUUGAGAGGCUCCUCAACAACUGUUUUGAGUUCUUCCUGACAUACCUGCCAUUCGUCCACGUUCCAACUUGGAGGGCGGAGUCUGCUCAUCCUACUCUUUUGAUCGCCAUGGCCUCGCUAAGUUCCUGUCACAACGGAGACAGCGUCACUGCCCAGGCUCUGUAUCGAGCCGGCCGAUCAUCUGUCAUCAAGCAUAUUGAUUCUGAUUUUGCACUGUCAACGGAGGAGCAACCUGAGUGGUUGAUACAAUCGAUCCUGAUCCUCAUAGCUUACGGCAUAGCCGAUGGAAAGCGCAAACCGCUUGACGAGGCUUUGUCGUGGGCGUCCCUAUUUGCAACUAUCUUGCGCCAUCAGAAAGCUCCCGAAUUUAAUGACUUCGGCCCCAACGAAGACAUUUUCACUCGGUGGAAGACUUGGAUCGACUGUGAGACAUCCGUACGAACAAAAUGCGCUGGCUUCGUGAUUUUGAACAAUCUCAGCAUUUGCUAUAAUGCCGCUCCAGCUCUACUCAACCGCGAAAUGGGUGACGCUCCACUCCCCUGCCGCGAGAGCGACUGGGCAGCUACCACGCCAGCGACCUGGUUGGAAGCUAGAAAUCAAGUCCAGGGCAAAGAAAUUUGUCUCAAUGAGGCCCUCGGCGGUCUUCUCUCUUCUUCACAGCCCCAGUCCAACAGGAUCAGCAGCUUUGGGGCCUAUGUAAUGCUACAUGCGAUCGUGCAACGGAUGUGGAGAUUGCAACCCGAAAUCUGGACUCGAGGCAAUACGUGGGACUUCUUCCAGGCGUCAAUUCUUGAGGCAUCAAGUUUCCAGGCCUCAGGUUUGGCCAUUCGAAAGUGGCAAGCCUUCUGGGAAGAAGAUUCGGAAUGCUCACUAUCGUCUCGCAACCCCCAUGGUGCUGUCUCAAUGAACGCAGCUGCACUGCUUCGACUGGCGCACAUGAGACUUCACACAGACUUUUCGUCGGUUCGAUCUGCAAUAGUCUCCCUAGACGCAAUGAAAAUUUCACAGAGCAUGAAGGAGCUCUGCAUAAAGAUCGAUAGAUCCAACUCAACACUGAGGACUGCCGUGCAUGCUCUGCAGUCACUUCGAACAAGAAUCAGGCUAGGCAUGGCACUGAAGACUCCAGGCAGGGCGCCAUCACACAGCCUACAGCUACACCUCGUCUCAAUAGAAUGCUGUCUCUUCGCCAGCGCGUGGAUGAGAGAGGUCUCGUCCCGCCCUGAAUAUAAGCGAACAAGUGACGAAAAAGAUUGUAUGGAACUAGGGGCAGAGAUUCUUGCGGAGGUGGACAUUGGGCAAUCGAACAAACAAAAGCCUCAGUCGACACAAUUGAUAUAUGCCUGGGCAUUAGUAUUGGAAUCUUCUGCAGUGUGGGGUAUCCAAACGACAUUGGCUGAUGCGUUGAAAAACUACGCUGAAAGUCAAAGCUGGCGGCUUGCUGGUUCUUAGUCAAGUAUUAAUAAUACGACUAUCGUCGGAC
Molecule: messenger RNA, 2146 nt
Organism: Ilyonectria robusta
Lineage: Eukaryota; Fungi; Ascomycota; Sordariomycetes; Hypocreales; Nectriaceae
Exons: 7
Coding region: 1-2115 (704 amino acids)
Biological process (GO): regulation of transcription by RNA polymerase II
Cellular component (GO): chromatin
Molecular function (GO): DNA-binding transcription factor activity, RNA polymerase II-specific; RNA polymerase II cis-regulatory region sequence-specific DNA binding
Source: RefSeq, a predicted model, not a curated record